AUGACGACAAUAAUCUAUGAUAGAUAUUACCGUUUUCAGGUAACAUCCAAUAUCGGUUUAUUGUUGGUCUUGUUGUUGUUAUCGAUAGUUCUCUUGCUACUUCCAACAACUUGUCACUCACAACCAGUUCCAACAACAGAAAUAACCUUUGCAAAUGAUAUAGUCGAUAGUUCUUGUACUUUUAGUUUCUGUUCGGGUGAAGGAGGUCCAUGUGACUGUAUCUAUCCAUUUAGUGGAUUUAAAUGUUUUAUACCAUUAGUUUGUAUUAAUGGAACUUGUACAAGUGUAAAGAGUGAAAAUACUACAUGUUCUGUAAACAAUGAUUGCAAUGAAUUAUUGGGUGAAUAUUGUGUUUUGGAGGUUGAUGGAAUAAAGCGAUGUCAAACUGCAUUCUAUGCUGGAUAUGGAGAGAAUUGUACACAAAACUAUCAAUGCUAUUUGGGUAUGAUUUGUCCAAAUGGAACUUGUACUACUCCUCCCGGUGGAUGUUACAGCCAAGAACAAUGUCCAAGAGACCAAGCGUGUACCUCUGAUGGCAGAUGUGUACCAGUCACCUUUGCACCUGGUGAAUGCAACUCUUUGAAUACUCUGUCUGAAUGUUUUGGAUUCUGUGUUCCAAAAUAUCGCGAUUCCUACAUUGGUGUCUGUAAUCUGACAACCUAUGUUGGAGAUAUUUGUGUAGUCAACAAGAUAUCAUGUAAUCCAUCAUUACUCCAAUACUGCAAACAAGAUUGGGUCGGUAGUGCAAUGGGAACUUGUCAAACUAGACCUUCAACCUCUUUCAACACUUGUUUCCAAAUGUCUGAUUGUAGUCCAUGGGAAUAUUGUCGAUGUGAUGCUUUCUCAUCAGUUGGUUAUUGUUCACCAACAAGUGAACUAUUAGGAAAAUAUUGUUUAAGUUCUUUAGGUUUUUUCUAUACAUGUGCACAUGAAAACGAUUGUAAUCCAGAUAUGGCAUCACAUCCACUAUCUUGUUCAUACGAGAAAUGUCAGGAUUUUGUUAGAUGUGUUAAGAAUUUUUGUGUCGAUCCACUUUUAUCCAAAGAUGUAUGUGUACAACAGACAUGUGAUUUAACGAAACCAAUCGAAUUGUUAGUGGCUGGCAUUGAAAUCGAGGAUUCACAAGAUGAAUUACAGAAAAUGUAUCAACAAGUAAUCGAUCAAGGAAUAGUUGACACCAAGCCAGCACAAGCAAGAUAUUUCGAUACCUAUCAUAGAGAUGGUCUAGAACAAUUCUAUCAAUUCAUCAGAGACAGUAAAGAUGAAAUUAGAAAAAGAAAUUUAUUAAAAGAAAUUAAAAAUAUUAAAAAAAGUUAA
Molecule: messenger RNA, 1317 nt
Organism: Cavenderia fasciculata
Lineage: Eukaryota; Evosea; Eumycetozoa; Acytosteliales; Cavenderiaceae
Exons: 3
Coding region: 1-1317 (438 amino acids)
Source: RefSeq, a predicted model, not a curated record